UUGGUUGGUUGGUUGGUUGGUGGUUGGGUUUGAGCCUCGAUCGAGACAGUGAAUUUAUAUGUUUUGUUACUUAAUUUACAAUAUUACGUAAUGUACGUUUACUUUACUUUUUAUGAUCCGAUAAAAUAGCCUAAUCGUACACAAUAUUAACAUGUAUGUAUGCAAAUACCGCACCUAUGAGGACGUAGGCAUUCGCGUGUGAAUGUGUAUGUUAUCAACCAAUACACGGUUUAUCAGAGUUCAGUGUUGUUCAAGACGUCGCACGAAAAACAGAUAACCAUGUCUCUGGUAGCGCGCGCUUUCGAGUCGAGCAAGAUCGUGCCCGAUGUCAUCCCCACGGCACCCACGGCAAACAUCGGGUUGAAAUACCCGAGCGGCGUGGAAGCCGCACAAGGCAACGAGCUGGCCCCCACCCAGGUGAAGGACCAGCCCACAGUCACCUACGAGGCUGAUGCCGACGCCUUCUACACACUCGUCUUCACUGACCCCGACAACUACGACGGCCCAGAGCCCGUGUACCGCGAAUGGCACCACUGGCUAGUUGGAAACAUCCCCGGCAACAACGUUGCCGCCGGCGAGGUGCUUUCUGGAUACAUCGGCUCCGGCCCCCCGGAGGGCACUGGCAUUCAUCGCUACGUGUACAUCUUGUACAAGCAGCCUGGGAAGCUGACCUUCGAUGAGCCCCGACUGACCAACAAAUCAAUCGACGGCCGCGCCGCGUUCUCUACCAAGAAGUUCGCCGAGAAGUACAACCUGGGCGCGCCGGUCGCUGGCAACUUCUACCGCGCUCAGUUCGACGACUACGUCCCGCUGCUAUAUAAGAGCUUGGGAGUCUAGUUUAUUUAUCUUGCUACAUUAUUGCUAAUAAACCCACCUACCAUUAAA
Messenger RNA from Cydia pomonella (codling moth), 885 nucleotides. RefSeq names its product protein D3-like. The record is from RefSeq and is a predicted model, not a curated record. NCBI's taxonomy places the organism in Eukaryota, Metazoa, Arthropoda, Insecta, Lepidoptera, Tortricidae. Bases 280 to 837 code for a protein of 185 amino acids. The transcript has 5 exons.